GCUUUUGCUUUAGUAGUCAAGGCUACAAAACAAAGUUGCAGGGGGGCUAUAUAGCUUUAGAAAACAGCUGGGUUUUCUUUCACUCUUCUCUCUCUCUCUCUCUUAACCGUCUACAUGCGCUACUCUUAAAUCAGCAAAGUCUUAAAGGUGGAUGUUUGAGGGAGCACCUUUUCCUUUUUCUCAUCGGCUUCAGUUAAAGUAGAGGGAACUCUGGUGUUUUCCAUGGUUAAAGCGGGUUUAUAGCUCAAUUCCACAGUUACAGUUUCUUCUUUUGGCCUCUCCUAUUUCCUUCUUCUCUGUCUCUCUCUCUUCACUCUCUCUUUCUCUCUCUCUCUCUCUCUCUCCUCUUCUGUCCAAAUAAUACAGAGGGUUCGUCUUCUUUCAUUCUAUUUCUGUUCCAAUAUUAUUUUUUUUUAUUGUAGGUUUUGUUAAAUUUCCCGUUUAAGAUUGGAUUUGAUUGUGCAAAAGUCGAAGGUUUCAAAAAAUUUAGUUUGUACAUGUAUCUAGUUGGUUGUUUCUUCAAAGUUUGCCAACUUGUUACUUGGUUAAUCUCUUAAUAUCACAAAAAAAAAAGAAAACUUUUAGUUUCUUCGUAUUGAAUUUCUCUGUUGUCAUAGUGUUUCUAAGUCUUCUUCGAAAACCAAUAUUGUUUUCUUUUCUCGUCCUCUGCACCAUCAAAUCUCAGUUUGGGCUCAAACUCCAUAUUUCUAUUGAUUUGUAUGCCUUCAAAUCGGAAUUCAGAUGAUAUUCAUUUCUUGCUGCUAUUUUGGCGAGUUAGAGAAAUAGAGAACUGGAUCAGGAGGACCUGAAUGAAUGGACUGUGACAGAAAGAUGAGAAUUUCGUAACAGCUGAGAAGAAGAAAAACGGUCUCUAGUGUAUGUUAAACAGCCAUGAAUAAGACUCACAUAGGUUCCGUCAGCAGUUCUGAUCUUAUUGACGCGAAGCUUGAAGAGCAUCAGAUGUGUGGAUCCAAGCAGUGCCCAGGUUGCGGACACAAGCUGGAACGAAAACCGGACUGGUUAGGUCUUCCAGCAGGGGUGAAAUUUGAUCCAACAGAUCAAGAACUGAUCGAACACCUUGAAGCCAAAGUUGAAGGCAAAGACUCCAAAUCUCACCCUCUCAUAGAUGAAUUCAUUCCUACAAUUGAAGGUGAAGACGGAAUUUGUUAUACUCAUCCAGAAAAGCUUCCAGGAGUCACAAGAGAUGGUUUGAGCAGGCACUUUUUCCACAGACCCUCCAAGGCCUAUACUACAGGAACGAGAAAGAGAAGAAAAAUUCAAACUGAAUGCGAUCUGCAGGGCGGUGACACCCGGUGGCACAAAACAGGCAAGACGAGGCCUGUAAUGGUGAAUGGCAAACAAAAAGGGUGCAAGAAAAUUCUGGUCCUCUACACCAAUUUCGGCAAACAUCGGAAACCCGAGAAAACUAACUGGGUCAUGCACCAAUACCACUUGGGUCAGCACGAAGAAGAGAAAGAAGGAGAACUCGUGGUGUCGAAGAUAUUCUAUCAGACACAACCCAGACAAUGCAAUUGGUCAGACCGGAGUGCAACCACCGGUGAGGGCAGUGGUGAACCUCAUCGCAGAGACAGUGGUAGCGGGAGCUGUUCUUCUUCCAAGGAUGUUAGCGCCCAAAGAGAUGAAUUAUCCGGUGCUGGGUCUGUAAUUUCGGCUUACAGUGCCAUGGAUAUUCAACAAAUGAAAUCUGAUCAUUUUAGCUUCGGCCCAUUCAGGAAAAGCUUCGAUGAGGUAGGGAUGGGAGAAGCUUCAAAGGCAAGAGAAGUCACAGCAGCUCGCACGUGCGAGGAGCACGAUCAUCAAGGCCUACAUCAGAUGACCCAUGAACAACAUCAACAUCACCAUCAUCAGGUGGCCACGACAGCCUUCCAUGUCAGCAGGCCUUCGCUUCCUCUCUCUACCAUCAUCUCUCCUCUCCAUCACACUUCCAUUGUUCUCGACGAAGACCCUUACCAUGUCUCAAGAAUAAUCCUCCAAAAUCAGCAGUAUUACCAGCAGCAGCAGCAACAUAAGCUGGGAGGAAGGUCUGCAUCUGGUUUAGAAGAAAUGUUGUUGGGUUGCACUUCAACAGACAUCAAAGAAGAGUCAUCCAUCACAAACCCACAGGAGGCAGAAUGGCUGAAGUACUCCUUCUGGCCAGACGCUGGCAACCCGGAUCAUCAUGGGUAGGAGCAAAUAUAUAUAAAGGAAAUAAACAAACCAAAAAUCCCUAACAGACAACAUCAUGAUCAUCACCAUCAAUACCUAAAAACCCUGCAGCACUUUUGGAGAAGAAGCCAAUAACCCUUAUAGGGUAUGUUCUUUUUCUUUCUUUUCUAGGUGGUAGGAUGGGACUGAUGAAUGAGCAAAACUAACUGUACAAUAAUCAAUGCGGCAAGGAAAGAAAGAACAAAUGAAGAAAAAAAAAAAAAAGGGAAAAGAGAGCAAGGCUGCUCUAGGUGACAAUAGAUGGAGAACCAAAGACCCAAAGCAAAUCAAUCAUGCAUGAAAAUCAUCACCAUCAUGAUUAUAAGAUCAUCUUUAUUACUAUUCUUACUAUUCAUUUUAUUAUUUUAAUUUCUCUGUAUAAUUUCUUUUCCUUGUUUUCAUACAAAAAACCGAAGGAGUUUGUGCAAAAGAAACUGUCUGCUGGUUGUUGUGUUUGUCACUUGUCUAAUGCUAUAUAGAUUACAGAAGGUGGAGUGUUAAUUUUCUUUUUUCUUAAACUUCUUUCUUACCUACCCAUAGGAUAUGACUUGGGUCCAUUUCAUUUCCACUUUCGAGAAUUGAGAUCUAUAUUAUUUUUACUUGUUUAUUUCAUCUCUGCGUCGCUUUCUCCACAUCUUUCCAUAUGCAAGGGGAAAUGUGGGGCACUCUUUGUUUAUGGUUGCUGUAAUGAAUUUUGUUGCAAAUAAUACUCUAGACAGUGAAAAAGGAGAGUUCUCAUGAAUGGUAUGCUACUAUGUGACUACUCCAAGGUUAUACCAUUAGCCUGGGACCCCUCAAACCUCAAGUUUAAACAGAUCAGACGGCUGGGAGCUCUUACACAAAUAACAUUUUUUUUUGUUCAAGCGCUUUUAGAAACAUUAAUGAUU
Messenger RNA from Nelumbo nucifera (sacred lotus), 3092 nucleotides. RefSeq names its product NAC domain containing protein 75 (gene NAC075). Gene Ontology annotation, biological process: regulation of DNA-templated transcription. Gene Ontology annotation, molecular function: transcription cis-regulatory region binding; DNA-binding transcription factor activity. Lineage: Eukaryota; Viridiplantae; Streptophyta; Magnoliopsida; Proteales; Nelumbonaceae. Gene Ontology annotation, cellular component: nucleus. The record is from RefSeq and is a predicted model, not a curated record.